CCGCAAUUCUUCCUUUUCCGCCCUGUCUUUUCACUCACUCGAUUCCCCUGCCUCCCGUGCAGCUUCGCCGCGAUCAUGGUGUGCCUCAAACCAUUGGUUGCUGCGGCGGCUACGCUUCUGCUCUCAGCGCCCGUGGUAGCUGAGAGCAUGUACUCCAAGAGCUCGCCUGUUGUUCAGGUCGACGCAAAGAACUAUGACAGGCUCAUUGCCAAGUCCAACCAUACUUCUAUUGUCGAAUUCUACGCUCCCUGGUGUGGCCACUGUCGCAAUCUUAAGCCCGCCUACGAAAAAGCCGCGAAGAACCUUGCCGGCCUAGCCAAGGUUGCUGCCGUAAACUGCGACGAGGAUGUCAACAAGAAUUUCUGCGCCACCAUGGGCGUGAAGGGCUUUCCCACCCUGAAGGUCGUCCGCCCAGGCAAGAAGCCUGGCCGUCCAGUUGUUGAGGACUACCAAGGCGCCCGGAGCGCCAAGGCCAUCGUAGACUACGUUGCCGACAAGAUUCCAAACCAUGUGAAGAGAGUGGGUGACAAGGAUAUCGAGGGCUGGCUGGAGGAGAACACGGAAGCCCCGAAGGCGAUGCUAUUCACGGAGAAGGGCACUACGAGCGCACUACUACGGUCAUUGGCUAUUGACUUUCUGGGCAGCAUUGAGGUCGCGCAAGUACGCAACAAGGAAAAGGCGACUCUGGAGAAGUUUGGCGUCACAAAGUUCCCGACGUUGAUCUUGCUCCCGGGUGGCGACAAAGAAGCAAUUGUAUAUGAUGGCGAGCUGAAGAAAGAGCCAAUGGUUGCCUUCUUUUCGCAAGUCGCGUCGCCAAACCCGGACCCUGCUCCUUCCAAGGGCAAAGCCGACAAGACAAACGGAAAGGACUCCAAGGCCAACGACUCAAAGAAGUCCGCCUUCUCUGCCGCAUCCAAGUCUCAUGAGUCUGCGGACUCUUCCGCCGCUAAAGCUACGGCUUCGACGGAGACGUUGGAAAACAACAACCCUACCGAGUCUCCUGACCCUAACGUGGUUACUGAUGACACUCCCUUGCCUGUUGAAAUCAAGGACCUCCCUCCUACUGUUCCUGUACUUGUUACCUCUUCAGAGUUGGAAACCGCCUGUCUCACUUCCAAGGCCAGGCAGUGUGUGCUGGCAUUCCUCCCUCCGCAGGUGAACGCGGAAGAGCCGCUUCCUGAAGAUGCUCAGACAGCUCUCACCAGCUUGGGCGAGGUGCUGAAGAAGCACAAGAAGGGCGGACAUCAACUAUUCCCGAUCUACAGGGUGCCAGCGGACAAUGAUUCAGCUGAGAAACUGAGGAAAGACCUUGGCCUCAAGAAGGAUGGCGUUGGGAUGUUGCUUCUCAAUGCGAAGAAGGGAUGGUACAAAAAGUACGACGGUGCGGAAUACAGCAGAAACGCUGUGGAGAGCUGGAUCGACUCCUUGAAAAUGGGCGAGGGCAAGAAGGAGAAGUUGCCAAAGGGCCUUGUCGUUGAGGCUAAGGAGCCUGCUGAGGACAAGGAAGCCAAGCAGCAGCCUGUGAAGAUUGAUGUCGAGGACAUUAUGGAGGAACAGGAGAAGCAAUCUCCGGAGCACGGAGAGUUGUGAGAAGAUUGAUAUCACGAGAAUGAUUUCGGAGUUUAAAGUUUUCCGUAGCGGCAUAGUUUGCUAGCAACAUCAUACUGUUGACAGUCAUUACACACUUCCAUCACC
Aplosporella prunicola CBS 121167 is the source of this 1695-nucleotide messenger RNA. RefSeq lists its product as uncharacterized. Gene Ontology annotation, biological process: response to endoplasmic reticulum stress. Gene Ontology annotation, cellular component: endoplasmic reticulum lumen. The record is from RefSeq and is a predicted model, not a curated record. The coding region runs from base 76 to 1590 and encodes 504 amino acids. Lineage: Eukaryota; Fungi; Ascomycota; Dothideomycetes; Botryosphaeriales; Aplosporellaceae. Gene Ontology annotation, molecular function: protein-disulfide reductase activity; protein disulfide isomerase activity. The transcript is spliced from 3 exons.